Molecule: messenger RNA, 4513 nt
Organism: Gryllus bimaculatus (two-spotted cricket)
Lineage: Eukaryota; Metazoa; Arthropoda; Insecta; Orthoptera; Gryllidae
Source: the annotation of a GenBank genome assembly
ACGGUGGUGGGCGCCGGCGGCGCGGGCGGCCUCACGUGGCUGCAGCGGCAACAGCAGAAGCUGCGCGAGCGGCGGGAGGGGCAGCUGCGGCAGGAGCGCCGCCCCCAAGAGGUGCGGCUGCUCUCCGAACUACGCUCCCUGCAGCACCAUCAGCCGCCUACUUCGCCUCCCAACGCCUAUCACCAGCAGACUCAGCAGCAGCUAAACCAUGGCUACAACCAGCACCACUACCACCACCACUCGCACUCGGCCAGCCACCGCGCUGACGGCUACACCAGCGACACCACGCACUUCGCCGACGACGACGACGCCGAGGAGGACUUCUCCACGCCGCUGCACAUCAACACGUCCUCGUCGCCCACGCACAAGCUGGCCAGCGCCGGCUCCGCGCCCGCCUCCCCGCUGCUGCCGCACAGGACAUCGUCACGACGAAUCUAUACGACCACUGAACAGAGGCAGCAAGCUUCGUACAUCACCAACGGAGGGAGCCCCGGAGGCCGACAGAAAGACUCUCCCCCUGAACGAGAGCGGCCGUUUGUGGCAGUGAAAAGAGCCCAUGAGCAAGCUCGGAAAUACGGAGAAACUCAGCCACUUGGUCUGUCUUUGAACCAUCAUGAAGCCCCGAGUCACAUUACUUCAGCUACUCAUCAAACAAGCUCCAGCCCUGAUUCAUCUAUGCUUCUCACGAUGGUUGAUGGGCAGCGGCCUGCUAGUCGAAGUGUGGUGGGUACUGGCCUUCCCCAUGAUCCCCUGGGGAACCUGAUGGCGACCCUUGCUGCAACCUCCUCCCGCAAUACUAACAACUCCUCCACUGCAUGGCAUUCACAGAUGCGGGAAGAAAGUUUCUCCUCAUGGCGAACUGCUUCCGUCAGUGAUGAGCCAGGCAGUCCUACACGGAGCGGAAGCCCCCGCCCCCAGACACCAGCCUUUCCAGUGCACCCUCGAACCCCUUAUGUGAACAGUAGCACUCAGCAGUUCGAUAUUUCUCAGUCCUCCUCCACAACUACAACAGGGCUGCCUCCUAAGAGUCCAACUACACAGCGCAAGGACCGUUCACCCUCUCCUGUGUCUGAUCCCUCUCCGGUGCAGCAGCAUCAGAACACGAGUAUGAUCAGUAACAGCAGCAGUGGUGCUAGCAGCAGCCGUACAAUGGCCUACCCAACUCCUCCUCAUUCGUCAACCAGUCUUUCAGAUGUUUAUUUGCAACAAAGUCCAAAGAGUCCUGGAGUUCUCAAUGGAAGCACAGGACAGUCCUCUCCUACAGUUUAUUACGGACACUCAAGACGAUCAUCAGUGCAUUCAAAUAGCGAGCCUCCUCAGGAAGUAUCACCAGCACAUGUAAAAUUUGUUCGAGAUACAUCGCGCUUCUGGUACAAACCUACCAUAUCAAGAGAAGAAGCUAUAAACAUGUUGCGAGAACAACCUCCAGGAACUUUUGUUGUUCGGGACUCCAAUUCCUUCCCUGGAGCAUUUGGCCUUGCACUUAAAGUGGCAACUCCACCACCUAAUGUUCAGGGUAAAAUAGCAAAUAUAAAUGAUCCUGGAAGUGAACUUGUACGACACUUCCUGAUUGAACCAACUUCUCGAGGAGUUAGAUUAAAAGGCUGUGCAAAUGAACCAGUUUUCAGCUCCCUGUCAGCUUUGGUGUAUCAGCACUCCCUAAUGCCAAUGGCUUUGCCUUGCCGCCUUCUGCUGCCAGAGUCUGAUGGUUCUCGCCUUCCUGCUGAUAGCCCUGGCAGUGUGAGCACAGCACAGUUACUACUGGCUCAAGGAGCAGCUUGCAAUGUCCUUUACCUGUUUACUUUGGACACUGAGUCUCUAACAGGACCACAGGCAAUUAAAAAAGCAGUUGCCCAAUUAUUUAUGUUAAGACCACUUCCUCAAGCAACUGUAGUACACUUCAAGGUCUCUGGUCAAGGUAUAACUUUGACUGAUAAUAAACGUCAGUUAUUCUUUAGGAGGCAUUAUCCUGUAAACACUAUUUCUUUCUGUGGAUUGGAUCCUGAUGAUCAUCGCUGGAGUCAAAAAAGUGAAGAAACUGGAAUGCCUAUUAGCUCCAAUCGUGUUUUUGGAUUUGUUGCUCGUAAACCAGCCAGUAAGACCGACAACCAGUGCCAUAUAUUUGCAGAACUGGAGCCUGAACAACCAGCUUCUGCGAUUGUUAAUUUUGUGUCGAAGGUGAUGAUGAGUGGUGGGACAAUGAAAGCCAAUAUUGUAUAAAUUGCUUAUACAGGCUUAGUUUAGUGUUCUGUUUGUAGUAGAAAUUAUUUUACCAGUCAACCAAAGCAUUACACAUGUUUAUAAAUAUUGCGUGCUAAAAAGUAACUAUUAACUUAAAGGCUCAUUAUUAUAAAUGUGCCAAACUCUAUAGCAAAAAAGCAAGGAGUAAAAAAUAACCACAAUUAUUAUAGUACAUAAUUCACUGAUGAGGUGAAACAUAUUUAUGUACUGUGCUUUGUUACACUUUAUGUAUAAAAUUAGUGUGAGAUGAAAUUUUGUAUUGAAAAUAGUCAUUCAACAGUAAAUUAUAAUUCAAAUAAUAAACAAGAGAACACCACAGUGUGCAACAAUCAAUUACAGCUUAGCUAACACUCAGUGUUGUUAGUAACACAACAGUAUACAACAUAUCAUUUAUUGUGAACUUACCAUAUAUUUUACAGUCCCAUGUAAACUAACCAGUGUGUUAAUAUGUAUAUAUAUAUAAUACAUUUGUUGGGAAUAUUUUGUCUUUUUCAAUUUCAGAAAGACAAUGACUAACACAUUAGAUGAGAAUUGCCACACUAAGCAAAUCUCAGCAAUUAUCUUGCCAAAUUAUGAUCCUUGAGAUAAAAAAUUACACCAAGGACGAUAAUAUUCUACAAAUCAGAUUCUGCUAUUUAUGUACACAAUGUAUAAACUUCUGAAUUCCAUUCGUACAUCGCAAACAGAAUUGUAAGUGUACUGUGCAUUUGCUCUAGUUGUAUAGGCAUUGUAACUUUGUUCUUUAUUGUAAGAAAAUUAUGUUUCUUUGAGUUUUCAUCCUUUAACAUAAUUUGGCUCUUAUAGGUAUUGUAUAUAUGUUAUUUAGGAUGGCAAAUAGCAAUAUUAAUUUGCUGUGAGAGACAAAUAAGUUUACAGUUAUAAGUGAAAGUUUUCAUUUUUCAGAUGUUUAAUAUUCUUUUGAACUGUGCGAAUGCUAUGUAUUGUGUUGUGAGAUAGUAAAUCAAGGAAUGUAUGAUGGGAGCUACAAAUGUCAUACCUGAAAUUUCAAGUUUUCUGAACUCUUUGUGGUAAUAACAUUGCAGUUCUGAAUAACACUUCAUUAUGAGGAAAUGUGUAAAGUGCAUGAAAAUAUGUCAUCUAUGACAAAUACAAUUAAAAAUAUCAGCUCGUUCAUUUCAAGGAAAGUGUAUUAAUAUAUUUUAGUAUCAUCAGAAAUAAAAUUCUCUUUUCAAAUCUAUGAGAAAUAAGUCAUAUAUCUGAAAUUUUCUAACACAUUACAUAGGUCGAAAGCAUGCAGUACAUAAUUGAUGCUUGUAGCUCAAAUUAUGGAUAGUCUUGUUCACUUGUGAAAAUGUUAAGUGCAUAAGGUUUUAGUAGAUACAUUUGUUUCUUCUAAAAUUGUUAUGUCAAGUCACAAGAUAUUAACAUACCCUAACUCUCAAUAAUUUUAAUCACUAGUAAGUGUAUUGACACUUACCAGCAUGUAAUAUAAUUACUAUAUGAACUAGCAAUGCUCUCCCAUUGUAUUGGUUCCCCAUAAAUAAAUUGUUAAUAAUUUAAUCAGUGUACCAAGUGCAUUUUAUUCUAUCAUACAUCCCAGUCAGUGGUAUGGUUUGAACUUUUUCAAGCUGUAAGCAGUUUCUAGUAUUAAUUCAACAAAUGACUAUUGAAAAUGGAUCAACUUCUCCAUCAUGGAUGCCUUCUGUUGAACAAAGUUGACCUAAAUCAAGCUUCUAUAAACAUCAACAAAAUCUGAAUACUUUCCCCUAGUACUGUCUUUUUGUCUGUUUCCCAGACCAUAUGCUCUCUUGCUGUGCCAUGCAGAUGACAAAGAUCUCUUCCCCUCUCCAGAAGCAUGUUGACACACAUACAUGUAAAGAACACGGGAGUGUAAGAGAUUUUGUGAAUUUAUUAAAUUAUAGCCACUUCGCAAUUGCAAACAAAAGGUGACAAUGUCAUAUCUCGUAACAUUGGCGAGUGAAGGGUGCCCUAUAGCAGCCCGUAAAAUUGCCUUACAAAGUAUUCAGGCAGUAAAAUUGAAUAUUAAAAUUCUAAAAUUACAUGUAUAUAAAAAUACAGUAAAAUAUUUAAAAAAAUAAAAUUGCUCAUAAAUGAAUGAAUGACAUACAAUACUUGCACAAUUUGAGAGUACCUGUUAAAUGUUUUUUUGUGACUGUUGACAACACUAGCAUCUAAACCACACACAAGAUUUUUCUUGGAUAUUCCCAGUUUGCAGUGGAUUUCAAUGAAUCUUUUAAUUUAUUGAGGAACUUAACAUAAGCCCCUAGGUCAUUUUCAAAAUUUGAAAGUG